AACAAGCACUGGUUCGUGCUUUUAUUCGUUCUUCCGCCGCAACAGGCACGAUUCAACUGAAAGAAUGUGUCCAAGGCUUGCCGUCACUCCCUCGUUUUUACCUUCCAUCACUACAGGGUGCUACGACGGCGCGAUAAUACUCAAACCCCCAAACAGCACGACAAAACGGAGGUCGCAGGAGAAGGUCAGAAAACAGAUGGCUCUCAGCUGCGUGCGCCUACGUAUCAGUAUCAACAUGUUAAUAUUACAAAAAUUCAAAGUCGGACUUCCAAAGUUCAACGCAGAACAACCAACUGGGUUUCUACUCACCAGCAUUGCACCUGAAUGCGUUCACUACUAUAACGUUGCUACAGGCAGCCUUGACAUCCGCCCUAUCCGAAAGGUUUAUGGCGUACCGGGUAUCUACCAGGAUCUCCGCAACCCCGACAAUAUCAACGAGUUGGAGAAAAAACUAGCGGAUCUCGAAAGUCAGGCGGCCUUCAUCACGAACUUGCAUAAAGCACUUCCUAAGGGUACUCUCGCUCUGAAGCGCGGCUCUCUAGAGCUCCUGCAGAAGUUCCUGUUUCUCAUGCAUUAUCGCCAUGAAUCGCGCGCAGUCCAAUCCUUUCAAGUGGAUCGCCCAGAAAAUGCAAAGGCCCGUCAAUGGAUUGAGUGCUUCAUGCAAAUGAAUGUCAUUCAAUCCGCUGUCGAGAUGUGGCUAUACUUCCUUAGAUACUACCUAGACACAUCUCAUUCAGACAUCAUGCGAGGUGCUGCGAAUCUCGUAAAGAAGUGCGGUGAAUGUUUUCUUGAAGACAUGCAUCACCUAGUUAUCACUUAUCAAACUUACGUGGACGACUACUUCCUCAGUAUUUGGGAAGCUGCGGAAGGGGAAGAAUUUAUCCUCAGCAAUGCACUUGGCUGUCAGAAGGUUCGGCAGAUAAUUGCCCUGAUCUGCACCGCAUAUUCGUGCUCAGCCCUCGCAUUGCUAUCUCCCUGUACAAUGUGCUGGUGUAUUCAAAAAUACAAGGAUACAAAAGGCCGGGUUCACUCAAGAGCUGUUUGCUCAAUGCGAAUCUAGCCCCACAAACUUGGAGUUACGCCACUGAAGAAGGCAUACACAGCGACCACGGAAAUUUCAAGUUCAUUGCAUGACACUACAUGUUCUCC
Messenger RNA from Suillus paluster, 1149 nucleotides. RefSeq lists its product as uncharacterized. The transcript has 2 exons. NCBI's taxonomy places the organism in Eukaryota, Fungi, Basidiomycota, Agaricomycetes, Boletales, Suillaceae. The record is from RefSeq and is a predicted model, not a curated record. The coding region runs from base 65 to 1060 and encodes 331 amino acids.